UACUAGCAAACUUCAGCUUCACGCUUCAAUAGAAAGAUAUUCAAGAGCAAACCAUCUUUAAAUAAAAUGCAUUCUUGGGUACUGAAGACCGUAACAUGAAGUAAUGUAAAACGGAGGCCGCACCUGUGAUUACUGGCCUUUGUACGAAUUGGGUUACUGCUGCGACAUUUUAGAAUAAGUGCAUUUACAUAAAUAUAAUACUAUAUAAAUAUACAAUUGUUUUUUGAAAUAAAAUUAAAAUACAUAUCUGGGGUAAUUUCAUAGGUAAGGUAAAUAAUUAACUUUGCCGAGAGCUAUUGGGUUUAAUCACAUUAAUGAGUUUUGUAUAGUACUUUAUUACCACUCUCUAUAUUAUAAAACAUAAUUAUUUAUGAAUAUUGAACGUGAUUUUAACAAUUAAUUUAAUCGAUUAUGCAAAUACUCUCUAUACAAAUUUCAAACGCGAUCCAAUUGUCAUUUUGACAUUCCAUAUUUGUCAAAACAACGUGUUGUUAUUGUCAGUAUUGUCACGAAACGAACAAACACCUAAAACAAAUCUAGGAGUAAGGAUUAAAAUUCCUUCAAUUCCAUUAUAACGUGGAUAUUGGUGUUUGUUUUUUAUUAUGGCGCAAUCCGAAGACACCGAACUCAGGGACUUGGUGAUCGAAGCUUUAGAAAAGAACGGAUCAUUAGCGAAAAUACGCGCUUUGCUCCGGGCAAAUGUUUUUUUGGCUUUCGAGGAAGAUUGUGACAUUAAACAAAAUCCGAGCUUAGACAACAUCUUUAACUUACCCGAAGGUAAGUUAGCUUUGUCAAUUGUGCACGAGUUUUUGGAAUAUUGCAACCUCAAAAAUACAUUGUUUGUGUACAUGUCAGAGUCGCGUCAAGAAAGAGAAUACAAAUACGAAGGGAAGAAAUCGCUUAACGGUAAACUUUACCUCGACAAACAAGGCCUUAAGGAACCGAUUCUAGUAUCACUGAUUAAAUCUUACCACCAAAAUAAAUACUUUGAAAAGAAGAGACACACUAAAGAAGAUAAAAUGAACCGGAGCAAGUUAAAGGAAAAUCAUACUUAUCUAGUACAUGACGACUCUCAGACGAGUACUACCAGCAAUUCUCUUUCAGAUAUAUCCUCUGAUGACAGAAAUAAAUUACGCUUAAGACUCAAUUUAGAUAAUUCCGAUACUGACACUUCUAGUGAAUCUGCUAAAGAAAAGUCGAGUUCAGAAUAUAUUCCCGGGGACCACAUUAUAGAGAUGAAAAAAGGAACCAAUACUCAAAGUGUUAUACAACACACCAAUGGCUCAUUACAUAAUAAUCAAAAUCACAGCAUACCAAAUGCCCCAGAACUGAAAUCAUCAUUGUAUGACACUUUGAAAGAAUUCCGUGCAUUACCUAGUAGUAGUGAUUCUACCUCAUAUGCAGAAUUAAAACCAUUCCAAACUAUAGAUGAUCUUAAUAAAGUUGCAUUACAAGGAACACAACAGAAAUAUAAUGCUGAUAUUGUACAGCCUGCUCCUUCUUAUUCUAUAGGAAAUUUGAGGAGUGAAUCACAGCACAUUGUUGAUUCAUCCAAAUCUGGAACAAUAAGUAGUGCUUCAUCCUUAUCAUCAAAAGAGCGACAUAUAAGCGCUAGUAAAUCUAAAGAUGGAAAACCCUCAAUUGAUUCUCGUAUAUCUGAAGCUGAUACAGUGGAGUAUAGUAAUGACUUUUCAACAUCAUCACCUAAAUUUAACAAAAGUCCUCACAAAGAAUCUACUAAACGAUCAAAUGAUAAUAGUCACAAAAAUAUUUCAAUAGAAAGUCAAAAUCAAGGGUCACAGAGCUCGCGCAGUUCGAUUUCGAUUUCUGAUAUUGCUGAUUUGAUGAGUGAAAAAAGUUCCUCUAACGAGAAUAAUUCUAAAAUUGAUCAUUCAACAAAUAAAUCAAAGUUAUCACAAAGUGUUCUACAUAGUAAAUCUAAUAUAAGACAGAAUAAGAGUUUAAGUGAUGAUUCUGGGGAUUUCACAGAAUCACCAAUACAUUCAUUGUCUAAUCUUAGUUUAGACAUUCACAGUGACUAAUAUUAAAUAAAAGAUUUACUCAAUACAUUCUGAAGAUUAUUUACGCAUUUAAUAUGAGCAAUUUAUUUCAAACAUAAUAUCUUAUGCCGGAUGUAAGUGACUAAUUUUUAAAUGAUACUACCUAUGUUAGUAUUUACAAAAGUAUCCUAUUUAUUAUUUUAUAUAAAAGUAUAAAAUUUGUCCCAAGCAUGGGUCUAAUAAUUUUAAUGGUUUUUUUAUAAUUUAAUUUGCCCUUAAGUCAUAGACAGUUAAUAAAAAUGCUCAGUAAAUAUAAAAUAAAUAAAAACACUGUUUUAUUACUGAUAAAAUUUGACUAAUCAUUGCAUAAUAAAAUUAUAUAAGAGAAAAUUUUAGUAAUGUCAAAUAAUGUUAUUGAUGUAUGAUAGAUACAGUUCAUGUCAAAAAUGAUGCAAAAUGUAAAAAAAGUUAUAUCAAUUCAUAUGCCUUCUUUACAUGAUAGUUGAUGACCUUACCAACUCGUAAUCUUCAUAUUAAGAUUUGAAGGAAGAAUGGUUGUGCCUUAUUUAAUUGAAUUGCAACAAGUUCCUUUAAAAAGUCAUAAUUCUAGUCCUAAAUACAACUGGUUCCGUCCAAAUUGCCGCAUUAAGAACUCAGUUUCUGUAUCAAAAGAUAGUUGUGCUGAAACAUACCUACUUAUGAUGUCAAUAAAUGAGAUAAUGUAAUGUAAA
This is a messenger RNA of Bombyx mori (domestic silkworm), 2731 nucleotides long. RefSeq names its product centrosomal protein 43. NCBI's taxonomy places the organism in Eukaryota, Metazoa, Arthropoda, Insecta, Lepidoptera, Bombycidae. The record is from RefSeq and is a predicted model, not a curated record. Bases 603 to 2042 code for a protein of 479 amino acids. Gene Ontology annotation, molecular function: protein binding. The transcript has 2 exons.